ACGCCGCAGUGGGAGUAGCAGGGAGAGGGGAGAGGGGAUGGAGCUGCAGUCUGUCGGGUCCGACCAGGGGAAGGAGAACCGAGAGAAAGAGGUUCCGCUGGAGAACGGUUCCGGAGUGAAGAACCGGCGAGGAGGAGGAGGAGGAGGAGGGGAGGAGAGGAGGAGGAGGAGCUCCCAGCGCAGGGAGGGGGAGGGGUCUACGUUCCGUAGCCCAUCAUUGGCUGAGGAUGGAGAGGGGGAGGGACAGAUCACUAAGAAUUACCAGGAGACCGGGUCAGUGGGUGGAGACAUGUCCGCUCUGUCGCCACGGAGACGUGGGGGCUGCAACGCCCCCGAAGGCUGCUCCGAUGACGAGCCAGAAGCCUGCAGGAUCUGCCACUGUGAAGGAGAUGAGGACUGUGUGCUGAUCACCCCGUGCCGCUGUACAGGCAGCAUGAGGUUUGUUCACCAGGACUGUCUGAACCAGUGGAUCAAAUCAUCAGACACACACUGCUGUGAACUCUGCCAGUACCACUUCAUUAUGGAGGCUCACCUGAAACCUCUACGCAAGUGGGAGAAGCUCCAGAUGUCGACCAGCGAGAGGAGGAAGAUCUUGUGCUCUGUGAUGUUCCACCUGGUGGCGGUUGGUUGUGUUGUCUGGUCCGUGUACGUCCUCGUCAACAGAACCCUCCACGAGAUCAACCUGGGACGCAACACCGACGACAUGUGGAGAAUAUCAGUGAUGAAGUACUACACUGCUGAGGGUAAGGAGGGUCUGGGGGGAUAA
Messenger RNA from Salmo salar (Atlantic salmon), 766 nucleotides. The record is from RefSeq and is a predicted model, not a curated record. NCBI's taxonomy places the organism in Eukaryota, Metazoa, Chordata, Actinopteri, Salmoniformes, Salmonidae.